AAGCAAAGAGGACAACUCGGGUUUUGCGUGGUAUUCUUAAUUUUCUAUUCUUCUGUAACUCACAGCGUGAAGUCUACUUGGAAAUCCAGAGUGCACAUAAAACAUCAAUGGAGAAAGAGCAACAACUUCAGGUGGCAAUCCAGGAUGCAACACUGAAGCUUGAAAAGAUGGAUAUUAUUCCUUCAGACCAACAAGUAGAAUUCAAGGAGCUGUCUCAAGAAAUUCAAGAACUACAGAAUAAACUCAACCAAGAAUAUCGGCAGAAAACAAAUGUUUUGCAAGAAGUGAUCCACCAAAAAAGAAUGAAAAUUGCAGAAAAAAAUCAAAAUUUAAACGAUCUGAAACUGGCAAUCUGUUAUCUAAAACAAGAACAAGAGCAAUUGAAAUCCAGGAUUACAGAGUCUCCAGAGAAACUCACUAAUUGCAGGGAACGGAUGAAGCAGACACAGCAGAAGAUUAAAAAAGACAAGCAAGAAGUAAUUGAGAAGUAUGAAGCUUAUAGAGACUUGGUAGAGAUGUUUCCAUCAUGUCAACUGGAGGUCCAAUUGUACCGAAAGAAAAUGCAAACACAAGGAGUAAAUAUGGAUAAGCUAUCAAAUAUAUUGGCCCAGAUCAGAACGUUAGAAGAUCAGAUUGAGAAUAGCACAAGUGGAUUCAAGAAUGCUAAGACGGAGGAAAUGUCAUUGAAGAGAUUAGUCACAGUUAAACGUGAAAAACUUGCUGCUGUUGAAAUCAAACUUAAAAAGAUAUAUGAGAAUACUGAACUGCAGAAACAGGCAAUAACUGAAUACUGCAAUAAAUUUCAAGAGAAGAGAGGAGCUGUCUGUGAAAAACUGACAGCAACAGACACCGAAAUCAUGCAACUCAAAGGUGUCAUUCAACAGCUCAGUGACAAUGUUGGGAAAGAGAAGGUGAAAGAGAAGGAGAUCUACCUCAGCUUGAGGGUUGGCUUGGAGAAAUACCAUGAAAGUCUGACCAGGACAGUGAACAGCUACGUAUCAUCCAGAGAAGAAAAAAUUGCUCAAUUAACUGGACUUUUUUGAUAUCAUAAUUCUAAUUAUUUUACAUCAUUUUCUUGUUCUAAAAAUAUGGAGUAGUCUGCUAAUUGCAAGAACUGUAGAGCUUACAAAUCUUUGUUGAAAAAGUGUCAAAUGACUAUUUUCUGCUUUCCAUUAUGUUAAUAUUUUUAACUGAAUAGAAUUGAGAGAUGCAAACUUGAAUUUACUUUCAUCAGAUAACAAUAGUAACUUACAAAUGGACAUAUAUUUGUAAAUUUUCUUUAGUCAUAAAGAUUUGUGAAUAUAAAAUUUAUAAACCAUAACCCAACAUUUUCUCUGUUAAAUUGGUUCUUUUUAAUCACAUUGUAAAAUAUCACUUGAAUUUUCAGCAACAAAUAUUGGCCAUUUACUUUUUUAAAAUCUUAGAUCUUAUGCAUACUAUUAUAGAUAGUUUCUGUAGUACCAAUUAUUUUAACAGCCCAAAUCUCAGAAGAUUACCAAGAUACUGAUCUAUAAGGUACUGACCUCCUUGCAGGAAAUCUUGUAAACAUUUGAGUGAGCACACCAUGCUUUACUAAGAAUUUAUAGUCUUGUUAUUUGGGGUCCUAUGAACGUCCUCUGAAUGACUUGCACGAGACAGGGUGCUUACUAGCAUCAUGUUUCUGAUUGUGGGCUUACAUAUGAUGAUUUAGAAUUCUGCUAAAAAGAAAAAAAAUAAGAAUUACUAACCUACAUGUUUCAUUUUUCUACAUAAUAAAAUCCAAAUGUGAUAA
Molecule: messenger RNA, 1771 nt
Organism: Crotalus tigris (Tiger rattlesnake)
Lineage: Eukaryota; Metazoa; Chordata; Lepidosauria; Squamata; Viperidae
Product: kinetochore protein Nuf2-like
Exons: 9
Source: RefSeq, a predicted model, not a curated record